Messenger RNA from Gekko japonicus, 3306 nucleotides. RefSeq names its product topoisomerase (DNA) III alpha (gene TOP3A). Gene Ontology annotation, molecular function: DNA binding; zinc ion binding; DNA topoisomerase type I (single strand cut, ATP-independent) activity. The transcript has 19 exons. The coding region runs from base 1 to 3021 and encodes 1006 amino acids. The record is from RefSeq and is a predicted model, not a curated record. Gene Ontology annotation, biological process: DNA topological change. Gene Ontology annotation, cellular component: chromosome; nucleus. NCBI's taxonomy places the organism in Eukaryota, Metazoa, Chordata, Lepidosauria, Squamata, Gekkonidae.
AUGAUCCUCCGGACCGGUCUGUUUGCCCGCCGUGGGGUCAGAUGGUUCUUCCAGUCUUGGAGUCUCCGUUUCUCUCAGGCUGCGAAAGGUGCGAUGUUGCGAAACGUCCAGAAGGUGCUGUGCGUGGCGGAGAAGAACGACGCUGCCAGGGGGAUUGCGGACAUACUUUCCAACAGCAGGAUGAGACGGAGAGAAGGUCUUUCCAAAUACAACAAGAUCUAUGAAUAUCAAUGUUACAUGUUUGGUCAGAACGUCUCGGUGGUGAUGACGUCCGUUUCAGGACAUCUCCUGGCUCACGAUUUCAAGAUGCCAUUUAAAAAAUGGCACAGCUGCAACCCCCUUCUCCUUUUCGAAGCCGAAAUCGAGAAAUACUGCCCUGAGAACUACAUUGACAUUAAGCGAACCCUGGAGCGAGAAGUCCAGCACUGCCAAGCGCUGUUGAUCUGGACGGACUGCGACCGCGAAGGAGAGAACAUCGGCUUUGAGAUCAUUCACGUCUGCAAAGCAGUGAAACCGAACCUCCAGGUAUUCCGAGCCCGUUUCUCCGAGAUCACGCCGCGUGCCAUCAGGAACGCCUGCGAGAACCUGUGCCAGCCCGAUCAGAACGUCAGCGAUGCUGUGGACGUUAGGCAAGAACUGGACCUCAGGAUAGGCGCUUCCUUCACCCGAUUCCAAACGCUGAGGCUCCAGAAGAUCUUCCCAGAUGUUUUGGCAGAGCAGCUGAUCAGCUACGGAAGUUGCCAGUUCCCCACGCUGGGAUUUGUGGUAGAAAGGUUUAAAGCCAUCCAAGCCUUUGUGCCAGAGACCUUUUACAAAAUUAAAGUGACACACGAUCACGAGGACGGCACGGUGGACUUCAACUGGAAGAGGAAUCGUCUCUUCAACCACAUGGCGUGCCUGAUCCUCUAUCAGAUCUGCUUGGAGGAUCCGCUGGCCACCGUGGUGGAGGUCGGGAGCAGGCCCAAAAGCAAAUGGAGACCCUUGCCGCUGGACACUGUGGAACUUGAGAAGCUGGCUUCUCGUAAGCUGAGAAUAAACGCCAAAGAAACGAUGAGGAUUGCUGAGAAACUCUACACUCAGGGGUACAUCAGCUAUCCCCGAACGGAGACCAAUAUUUUCCCCAAAGACAUCAACCUCCCCGGCUUGGUGCAGCUUCAGACCCGAGAUCCCCGCUGGGGAGCUUUUGCCCAAAGGAUUCUCGACCAGGGUGGGCCGACCCCCCGGAAUGGGACGAAAUCGGAUCAGGCCCACCCCCCCAUUCACCCCACGAAAUACGCCGACAAUUUGCAGGGGAACGAGCAGCGACUCUACGAGUUCAUCGUGCGCCACUUCCUGGCUUGCUGCUCCCAAGAUGCCAAGGGACAGGAAACGACUGUGGAAAUCGAUAUUGCCAACGAACGCUUCGUGGCUCACGGGCUCAUGAUCUUGGCCAGAAACUACCUGGAGGUCUAUCCGUAUGACAAGUGGAGCGAUAAGGUUAUCCCCGUAUACGAACAGGGGUCUCGCUUUCAGCCCACCACCGUGGAAAUGAUUGAUGGGGAGACCAGCCCGCCUCAGCUGCUCACGGAAGCGGACCUCAUUUCCCUCAUGGAGAAACAUGGCAUCGGAACGGACGCCACUCACGCGGAGCACAUCGAGACCAUCAAGUCCCGCACGUACGUGGGUCUCACGCCAGACCAGAGGUUUCUCCCAGGACACCUAGGGAUGGGAUUGGUAGAAGGCUAUGAUUCCAUGGGUUACGAGAUGUCCAAGCCCGACCUCCGGGCCGAGCUGGAGGCUGACUUGAAGCUCAUCUGCGAGGGCAAGAAGGACAAAUUGGUGGUGCUGAGGGAGCAGAUCCGGAAGUACAAGCAGAUCUUCAUUGAGGCCGUGGAGAAGGCAAACAAGCUGGACGAGGCGCUCUCUCAGUAUUUUGGGGAGGUGGCCCGCGUCACCCAAGAAGAAGAAAUCUAUCCGGCGAUGCCCGAUCCUGUCCGGAAAUGCCCUCAGUGCCACAGAGACAUGGUCCUGAAGACCAAGAAGAACGGCGGAUUUUACCUGAGCUGCACGGGCUACCCUGAUUGUAAGUCUGCCGUGUGGUUUCCCGACUCGGUGCUGGAAGCGAGCAAGGACGACUCCGUCUGCGACGUGUGCCAGCCGCGUCCCGUUCACAGGCUGAAACUGAAGUUCAAGAGGGGCAGCCUGCCCGCCAUGAUGCCCCUGGAGUUUGUCGGCUGUGUCGGAGGCUGUGACGAAACCCUUCGGGAGAUCCUGGACCUGAAAUACCUCCAAGGCCCGCCCAGACCCCCGCAGCCACCCGGCCAGCCGGCUAACCCUUUGCAAACCGGCCGCUCCCUUAGCUGCGUGACCAACCGCCAAGACCGCCGUGUCCAGCUGCCGGCAAACGCACCAACCGGACCCCCGGCUCCUCUUGCCAGGGCGGCCCGGAAUCCGGCCCGCCCACCAGACAGCGCCGAUGAAAACGCCGUCUCGUGCAACUGCGGGGAACCAGCUGUGUUGCUGAUGGUCCGGAAGGAAGGCCCCAAUCAGGGCAGGCGCUUCUACAAGUGCAGCACGGGCGGCUGCAACUUCUUCCUGUGGUCUGAUCAAGAGGCAGACGGCAGGAGCAACCGGGCACCCGGGGGUAGGGGGGAAAGGGGCUGGGGACGUUCUUGGAGCGAGGGCUCCUACCCUGGAGGCGGCCCCGACGGCAGGGGCGACGGAGGAGGAGGAGGCGCUACCUGCAAGUGCGACCAGCCGGCCAUCGUCCGGACAGUACAGAAAGAGGGCCCCAACAAAGGCCGUCAGUUCCACACCUGCGCCAAGCCCCGAGAGCAGCAGUGCGGCUUCUUCCAGUGGGCCGACGAAAACGCAGCACCAGCCUUUCCUUCAAGCCACUCAACGGGCAGAGAGGCGGGGCCCAACCCCAAAAGGCCAAGCAGCGACUCUUCCGUAAGGCCCCCCACAGCCAAGCGGCCACGGACUUGCGGGAUCUGCCACCAAGCCGGCCACACGAGGAAGACGUGUCCGCAGAAUCGCUGACACGCCGUCAGGCCCGCCCCGGAACUCAAUUCAAAGACUAGGGGAAGCGGUGAUCUGUGUGGCGCAAGAAGCCAGCAUGUGGCUGGGAUGGUAUACGAGUCUGUUUGCAGAGACGCUUUCUGUGAGCCAGCUGUACCAUUAAAACACGGUUUGUUCCCCUUCUGAUGGAUUUGAAAGCGGGACUGGAUAUGGGACGUAGGAAGCCCCUUUCCCUGGCAUUCCCCUACCCCAGGACAGGGCUUCCUGCUUUCCAGAUUUCCCUAUCAACUGCAUGCUUCUGUUUUG